GCGUGCGUGUUAAAGAGUUCCAAUGACUUUGAUAAUUUUUCUUCUGUAUGCCUGUGGCCUCCUGAACAAUGCAAUCCUGUUUUUCUGGGUUUAUUUUUCGAGGUCGACACCUCACAGGCUGAACAGAAUUCUUUUAGUGCAAUUGUCCCUGAACACGUGGAAUAUCAUUGCUCAUGCUGCAGUUGAGUUCUCACGGCAACAUGUUUGGAUUGUUUUGGCGAACAGCUUGUCUUUCUUUUCCAAUUAUUUACUAGCUACACUGGUUUUGUCGACAUCUUUGGGAAGAUCUAUGGAACAACGCCUCAAGUCUAAAAUGAACGUGGCAAUUUUCGUUUUAGUUUCGUCUAUAUUGCUGGUGUAUUAUGGACGGAAAUUUGAACUCUGUCAAACUGGGAACUGUUUUAGUCCACAUCUUGCUAAAACAGACGACGAACUGGCCAUUUUAAAGAGUGAAAUGGCAAUGUUUUACGCUCCUUCAACUGUUCUUUUCUUCGGGUCGUGGUAUCUUGGUUUUCGUUCUUGUAAACGAACAGCAAAGAAAGAUCAUACUAGGAACACGAUGAAAGACUAUAUAAAACGUUUCUCUCUCUUAUUCUCGAACAUUGGUGUUUCGUUGUUUUUACUUUAUGGUUUGAUCGUCAUGGAUGGGAUUUUGUAUUUCAACGAGGACAGCGACAUUUCUAUGACUAAUCAUUUGUGUCGAAUGAGCUGUCUACAUGAAGAGCUGUAUGUUUUGUUAGCAAUGUUUCCAGUUUACAUGUAUUCUUUCAUGUUUCCAAAUGAUGAGAAAAAAACAAGAGACGAACGUUUUUGAUGAAACAUAUGACAAAGCCAAGAAAUAAAUGUUCUAAAUAAAUGGAAAAGCGUUUGAAAAGCGGACAUAGGCUUGAUUUAACUUAAGGCCUCAUUUCAAAAUGGCGGCUAAAACAAACGCAUUCCGGUAAGCGUUCUUCAUUUAGUUAUCUUAAAACUUUCAAUUAGCCAAGUAUUUGUGUCAGCCAAGAAUGUGUCUCUUUGAAUUUCAAAAAUUGUAGAUAUGAGUAAAUGCUGCAUCACGUAUGCUAGAGCAUCAAAGGGAUUCGGUAAAAACACAACAGAUUUCUUUGUUUUGAUGCACAACUAUCUUUGCUUUAGAAACUUCCCAUAAGUUCAUUUAGUCACCCUGUGUCAAUACCAAGAGAGGAUGACGUCAUUCUCUUCUGUGAAUGCAAAGACGAAUUAAAGAAUGCAGUCUGGUCAAAAUCCCCGCAAAAAGCGCCAUAAGCUAUAGGAUAU
Stylophora pistillata is the source of this 1275-nucleotide messenger RNA. RefSeq lists its product as uncharacterized. The record is from RefSeq and is a predicted model, not a curated record. NCBI's taxonomy places the organism in Eukaryota, Metazoa, Cnidaria, Anthozoa, Scleractinia, Pocilloporidae.